CACCAGUGAAUUUUUUUUUUUUAAACAUACUCAAAAGACACCACAAGUAGAACAGCACUCAGGAAAUGAAGUCAGUGGUGACCUUCAUCCACUACCUCUUCCGGCACAGGGAGGUAAUGAAGAAGAAUUGUACCUAGAUCGUGACGUUGUGGAAGUUAAAUGUGAACAAGUCAUAGAAGAUAAUUCUCAGAUUGAGGUCCUAAAGAGUCAACUUGCUGAUUGCCAGGAAAAGCUUCAUAAACUAGAUUGGAUGGAAAAUAAGCUACAUCUUUUAGAAGAGAAACUGAAAGGAAAGGUGAUCAUAGAUGAGGAGGACUGGAAUAACUUGUUGAGUCGAGUUUUGCUUCUUGAAACAGAACUGUUGUUACAAUCCAAAAAGAAAGACUUGCCUGCAAAGUUCAGUAAUAUAAGUCAAGAAUGUACUUCUAGUAGGAUUCCAGUUUCUCCUGAUAUGGAGAGGAAGGAGGAGAUGCCAGUGAGUCUUCAUCAGUCGUCCACAUACAGUUCGCUAUUAUCCACAGAUCCAUCUCCCAAAGCCGUGACCAUUAAUUCUCAUGAUCUGACAGACAUUUCAAAGGAGACAACAAGACAAAGAAUGGAAAGGAUAAGUAAAAUAAUUGAAAAAACCUCAGAAUUGUUGAAAACAUCGAGCAACACCUCUGCGAAGACCUGAAAGCACGGGUCUUCAGACCUGGUCUCUGUAGACUUAUGGAUAUCAGAACUAAUAUGUAUGUUUGUACAGCAUUAAAUUUUUAAUAUCUCAAAUUUGUAAUGACCACCAAUACUUUUAUUCCUUUG
Cariama cristata (Red-legged seriema) is the source of this 798-nucleotide messenger RNA. Its product is annotated as centrosomal protein of 44 kDa-like. Gene Ontology annotation, cellular component: centrosome; spindle pole. The record is from RefSeq and is a predicted model, not a curated record. The transcript has 6 exons. NCBI's taxonomy places the organism in Eukaryota, Metazoa, Chordata, Aves, Cariamiformes, Cariamidae. The annotation marks the transcript as partial.